AAGACUGAUGUUUAAGAAGCAAUCCUAAAAGUAAUGUUGAACCUUUUGUAUCUUUAUUUCUUGGUAUAUGAGUACUCUUUAAAAUAAUUGAUAAUAAACCAAGGAGAAUAUAAACCAAGGCGGGGUAGUUAUGUCUAACCUUUAAUUUUCAUGACGAUUUUGCUAGAUUAGCUGGAUCAUUUAAAGCAAUAGCAAUUUGAUAAAAUUGAUCUGAGGCUUCAUAAAAUGUUGUAUUUAUAAAUGUUAGGUUGAGUAAUCGAUAGCCGAUCCUGUCAAUCUCAUCAGCGAUUUCCAGGUUGAAUAAACGACUGUCGAUGUAUCGUUCAAAACAGCACAGCAGUGGCCACCCGUUACCUGAGAAUACAGUCGAUUUUCAGUUGGAUAUUUUUGUGGAGGGAAAAAAUUCAACUUGGAAAGUAGUUAACAUGAUUUGGGUUUAUUAGAAGAAAUGUCAUUUUGGUGUCUGAAUGGCAAUUUCACGCAGAAAAUAUUCACUUUCGCUAACGACUCCCUUUCAUCGCGAACUGUCUCCAGUAGCUAGCCUGCCAGCUAGUCGACUGCCGUGCACAGCUGUUUGCUUAUGGAGAAAAUUGGACAAAGCUUUCGGAUGCGGGGCUCUUGUGGUGAACUGAAUGUUUAAUUUGCCUGUUAGUACGAUUAACUAAGUCAAGUAGUUAGCAAGCUAACUACAGAAAAAAAGAUUACUAGUUAACUAGAAGAGGGUGUGUGGAUCGAAGCAAACUGGCGAAAGUGCACCAGGAUCCGAAGAAAUUCCUGAUGCCAGUGAUGGCAAACGAGCCGAUAAUUUUGAACGUCUAUGAUAUGUACUGGAUCAACGAGUUCACCACCAAUCUGGGUAUUGGCGUCUUUCACUCAGGGAUCGAGAUCUACGGCAGAGAGUUUGCCUAUGGAGGACACCCAUAUCCAUUUUCAGGGAUAUUCGAGAUAACGCCAGGGGAUGCCACAGAACUCGGGGAGACAUUCAAAUUCAAAGAGGCCAUUGUUCUGGGCAGCACAGACUUCACAGAGGAGGAUGUGGAGCGCAUCAUGGAGGAGCUGGGGAAAGAGUACAAGGGAAACGCCUACCACCUCAUGCACAAGAACUGUAACCACUUCUCCUCAGCCCUGUCGGAGAUCCUGUGUGGCAGGGAGAUUCCGCGCUGGGUGAACCGGCUGGCCUACUUCAGCUCCUGUGUGCCCUUCCUGCAGAGCUGCCUUCCCAAGGAAUGGCUGACCCCGGCCGCCCUGCAGUCCAGUGUCAGCCAGGAGCUCCAGGGGGAGCUGGAGGAAGCAGAGGACGCCUCCGCCUCUCUGGCCUCCAUGAGCUCCAUGCCUUCCCCCUCCCUCUCCUCUCCUUCUCCCUCCAGGCUGCCCAGAGUUCCCCGACAUCAGCCACGCCGAUAGGACUAGUCUCAGGGUUCACCAUCGCCUUCAGUGACAGGCUCCGGCAGGGCCCCCCCACAUGGACAGGCUUACUGUACUGUACACCACUCUGCCAAUAGACACUACCCCAAACCCAACCCACCCCUACCCACCACCCCUGCCUACUGCGCUCCUGAUGAGACUUGCCAUCCACCAGCUGCAUUGAAGCCCCGCCUACACUGCCUUGACUGACAGACUUGAGGUAAUGGCUACAGGCUCAGAGUACUGUUGUUUUACACAUAGAAAAACAACAUUCAGAUCAUGUUUUGUCAUUUCUUCAUUUCUUGGCCUUUAUUUUAUAUACUCAGGACUCUGAAAAAUAUUUUAUAUGUUUUGCUUCUUUUGCUUUUCUGACACUUUCGUCAUCACUCUAUAUAGCAUUUUUAAUCCUCUUUUGUUUACAACCUGUUUGUGUGUGUAUGUUUUGAGUGUGUUUUACGAUUACCGAGAAGCUACCACCUGGGCCAAACUCCUCCACACUUUUCUUACAACACACACAGCUGAUGUCUACCCCCGUGGCAGCUGUGCCUGAAGAUUUUUACUGUACCUGCUCGUUGAGCUCUGCACUGUUUCUCUAUAGUUGACCUGUUUCUCUCUUUGUAAAGCAGCGGACUCCUUCUUAACCUAGAAUAUCUAACUUACUUUAGAUGUUUUCCACUGUUUUUAGAGUCUUCUGUGUAACUGAAAAUAUUUGUAUCCCAUUUUAAAGUUAUUAAAGAAAAAUAUAUGACGUA
Messenger RNA from Oncorhynchus kisutch (coho salmon), 2156 nucleotides. It is a transcript of the gene desi2, whose product is annotated as desumoylating isopeptidase 2. The transcript is spliced from 5 exons. Bases 778 to 1404 code for a protein of 208 amino acids. Gene Ontology annotation, molecular function: deubiquitinase activity. NCBI's taxonomy places the organism in Eukaryota, Metazoa, Chordata, Actinopteri, Salmoniformes, Salmonidae. Gene Ontology annotation, biological process: protein deubiquitination. The record is from RefSeq and is a predicted model, not a curated record.